This is a messenger RNA of Stereum hirsutum FP-91666 SS1, 2219 nucleotides long. RefSeq lists its product as uncharacterized. The record is from RefSeq and is a predicted model, not a curated record. The transcript has 5 exons. Bases 1 to 1998 code for a protein of 665 amino acids. Lineage: Eukaryota; Fungi; Basidiomycota; Agaricomycetes; Russulales; Stereaceae.
AUGACUCGCCCCUGGCGCACUCGAUACUCUAGACCCAUCUUAGCCGCCUUCCUCAUUUCCUUCUCGGUCGUGCUCUACCUCUCGUUCGACUUCUACGCUUCCCCACUACGUGCGUUGGUCACCCUGGGCCCAUACACGUUGGAUCCUUCGACAACACAACCACAUUCUCCUCAUCCGUCCGCGUACCCUAUAUCCCGACUCAAUAAUAGCAUCCACGACGAAGUUAAACAUACCGACCCACCGCCCCGCAUCCUUCUCGUCUCCGCAUUCUUCCCCCUCUCCAAAUCCAAACACUCGCUAUCCGACUACGAAUCCUGGCUACGCCGCUUCCUAAGCACCGUCCACACCGACCUCUAUUUCUUCUGCCCUCCGGAUCCUACCAUAGUCAGCCUCAUUCGCACAUUCCGUGGGCAUUUACCGAUCGUCAUCGAUACGACGUACGGAUCGCCGUUUGAUGUUCUGCCGCUGCAGGGGCUGGGAGUCGAGGGAGGGAAGUAUGAAAAGAUGCAUGCGUGGGAUAGGGAGGGGUUCCGGCACUCGGGGGAGCUGUAUGCGGUUUGGAACGCGAAGCCCUGGUUUUUGGAGUAUGCGCUGAAGAACGGCGGUGUGAACGGCCCCAUGGCGAACGGGAGUGUGUACGACUAUGCGUUCUGGACGGAUGCGGGGGCGAUGAGAGAGGAUAAUGAUGAGUUGUAUGGAAUGGGGACGUGGCCAGAUCCGAGGAGGGUGCAGGAGGUAUUUGAGAUGGGGAGGCGAGACUUGGCCAGGGUAAAUGGAUUGGGGACGACGGCCACGAAGGAGGACGAGAAGCUGAUAUUCUUCCCUGUCUGGAAUUUGCCCGAUGAUAAGUUCGAGUAUUGGGCGGAGGAUAUGGGCCCUGUCGAUAUUGAUUUCAGCGAGGGUUCCUUCUUCGGCGGUACACCGUCCUCCAUCUCCUGGUACACUCGCACGUUCUACGCCUACCACGACCACUACCUCUCCCAAUCCAUGUUCGUCGGGAAAGACCAAACGCUCAUCAACGCUCUCUUCCUCCUAUAUCCCUCGCAUUUCUUUGGCGUCUCACUGUGGAGUGCUGGUGCCACAUCACCACUAGCUAUCGCACAUAAUCAUAUACCGAGGAACGCGGAUACUCCGUUGGGUACGUGCGGAAACUCGUGGUAUUAUUAUAUGUGGUGGUUGGCGGAUGAGACGAAGAGGGAUGAGAUAGCGGAGAUGUGGUUGGUGGAGUCAGAGAGGAAGGAUAGCAUCAAUGCGAGCGAUGGUUGGUGGAAGUGGAAUUCGAUAUGGAGGCUGAAGGAUUGGUGGAGGGCGCCGAGCGUUAGAACAAAAAUGACCCAAAAUAUCGAUGACGUCGCUUUCCCUCUCCUGGGCAUGCCUCUCCGUCUCCCAUCCACUUCGUAUAAAGCACUUUUCUUCUCUCUCCUGCUACCAUCUACCCGCCUACAUCAACACCCCCACAUCGCACGCUUCACUUCGACGACACUUCCAGCAUCGUCAGCAAUGAGCUCGCUUCCUUCCCUAACCGAAUGGACUCAGUCUCGUCUUACAUCCAUCUAUACCGCCACAUCUCCCGAAACCUUCCACGCAGCUCUUGAUGCAUUCUAUAGUCCGAAUAUUGAUGCGACGGUAAACGACGAGAAGCAGACUAGGGAUAAUAUCAGAGAGAAGAUGGAGGCCAGUUGGAGGUUUGCGGGCAAUGGGUGUGAGGUCGAGUGGAAGGACUGUAAGUGUCAAGAUGAGAAUGAGAAGGAGAACGGGGAAGUGAACGGUUCGUUUGUGGUUACGAGGCGAUCGAAGCUGAGAGUACGAGCGGCCCCUAUGACGCACUACACCACCGUGAACUUCACUGCACGAAUCGACCAAGAUUCUGUCAUUGAAUCCGACUCAGAUGGCGACCGCCGUCGGGUCGUACACCUUGUCCAAACAUCAGAGGACAAGGCUGCACCCAUCAAUUUGAACCCGCGGGCUAUGGGUCAAGCGAUGGAUCGGGGACAGUGAUAUAGGUCGUUCAUGGAUAAACAAACGAAGACCAGGUAUAAGUCGAAACCGAUGAUGUAGGAAGGAUCUACAAGAGUGUUGUUUGCUUGAUUUCUCGAAGAUGGAAGGUGUGGUUGUAAGAGUAUCUGGACGUACGAUGUACGACGGACUUGGGAACGGACCGAGGAUCUGUACUUGUGAAUGUAUGUGUAUGGGUGUAUGAUAUGGCUUUUCGCUUGGUG